Molecule: messenger RNA, 1440 nt
Organism: Aspergillus wentii DTO 134E9
Lineage: Eukaryota; Fungi; Ascomycota; Eurotiomycetes; Eurotiales; Aspergillaceae
Product: Zn(II)2Cys6 transcription factor
Exons: 3
Coding region: 1-1440 (479 amino acids)
Biological process (GO): positive regulation of transcription by RNA polymerase II
Cellular component (GO): nucleus
Molecular function (GO): zinc ion binding; transcription cis-regulatory region binding; DNA-binding transcription factor activity, RNA polymerase II-specific
Source: RefSeq, a predicted model, not a curated record
AUGUCGAGUGUCACACCUGCAUCCUCAAUGCCAGAACUAGCAGGGCGACAUAUCCGUAGACGAAAAGGCUCGAAACAUGACAGAACUGGGUGUCUGACGUGUCGCUACAGACGCAAGAAAUGUGUCGAAAAUACAUUUCCAUCGUGCGGGGCAUGCAUGCGACUGAAUCUCGAGUGUAUUCGCGAGGCAAAGCACCGCGUAGUACCGUCAAAUGGCUCGAUCAACAAGGCGAAUAAACUAGCACGGGUCAAUUCCCCAUUGGACUCUCAGAUAGACCGGCCGUUAUGCGUACAAAGUCACGAUAUAUCAUCAAAGCGACGAUAUGCAAUGCGAUACUAUGUUACUGUGUUGACUCAGCUCUUGACUGUAAGCCAACAAUAUAAUUCAUUUCUCUCGGCCUUCCUCCCAAUGGCCAUGGAAUCCCCAGCACUGGCCGAUUCAUUAGUUGCCUGGGCAUCUGGCCAUCUAUCUGCUAGUGAUGAUCGCUAUGCCAUCACUGCACUUGAGGCACGAUCUGCAUCCCUUUCUGCGCUAUCCAAGUCCAUCUCCACUGCAUCAGAUAUUACCUACCAUGAAACAAACACCGCAACCUGUCUCAUCCUCUUAACAUCUGAGGUCUGUCUCGGGAACUACGCAGGCUGGUAUAAUCAUCUCACUGGAGCGAAACACAUCAUCCAAUCUGCGUGCAAUGUUGCAGGGAACCAAGUCGUCCACGGCCCAGAUGCUUUCAAACAUAGUGCGGAAGGGCAGUGGGUGUUGCGCAACUUCGCCUAUCACGAUGUCCUCGGCAGUGUCACACUAGGAACAAAACCAUUGAUCCAUGCGGAUUAUCUCGAGGGAAUUACUGAUGUAGUAGACUCUUACAUCGGUGUUGCAUCGCAGCUCUUGGUGUUUAUUUCAGAAAUCAGCAAUAUUGACACUUCAAGUGAAUUACAGAUGCAAGAAUAUUUUGCGAUAAUCGAAACCAACCUGCAAUCAUGGCAUUGUCACGUUGAUUCCUCAGCAGAUCUCGCCGCAGUAGCAUACACAUAUCGCAGUGCAGCUCUCAUCUAUCUCUACAGACAGAUGCGAAAAUACCUCAGACUCAAUAAAGAAACCCUCCCAAAUAACCAAACGAAGCUGAUAGAGCUUGACUCGAAAAUCCAAACCGAAGUCUUCAACACUCUCAUCCACAUAUCCAACGUUUCGCCCAGUGGGAUUCCCGAUUCAGCCCUGCUGUUUCCCCUAUUUGUUGCUGGGGGUGAAGCAAGAGAAGGCUGUCAUAUUGACAUGAUUCAGCUACUGCUGCGAUUGAUGCUCGAGAAACGCCCUUUCCAUAAUAUCAUACGUGCGUUGGGGGUCUUGGAGGUGAUAUGGAAUCGCCGUAUGCAAGCCUCCGAGGAUGAGGUUGACUGGGAGGAUGUAGUUACGAGCCAGGGAGGAGGGCUUUUGCUUACUUGA